AUGCAUUCACAGGGAGAGUUGAUCCGCAUAGCAAUUGAUGAAGCACAUUGUAUUAGCGAAUGGGGCCACGACUUUCGUCCGGCAUACAAACAGCUUUCUUGGUUUAGGCGUCAUCUGAAUGAGCCGCCAGUCCCAAUAAGUGCUUUCACGGCCACGGCAACUCCACGUGUGCGCAGAGAUAUCAUCAACAUCCUUGGAUUGGAGCCUGCUCGGCUGAAGUUGUUCAACACUCCCUCUGCUAGGCCGAACAUCCACUAUGAGAUCAGAUACCUCGAAGACUUUGCAGAAGAUCCGCUUGAGAUCGAGAAUUUUCAGCUGAACGACCUCCACUCGUGGUUGAAAUCCAUCCGAACGCGACGAGAAGCUAGGCUAGAUGCUAAGGACGCCGUACUUCCCCCGAUUUUCGGCAUCGUCUAUGUGCCUUACCGCGUAAUUGCUGAACAGCUAGCCACCGCUCUUACGAAAGUGUCUGAUGGAAGCAUUCGUGCAGUAGCUUAUCACGCCGGCCUUUCCUCGGAAGACAGGAAUCGUGUGCAGACUGAGUGGACCGCGUCAAGGCCUUUGGCUGCAGAGGAAGGCCCCCAUCCUUCAUUCUAUAUCAUCGUUGCGACUAACGCGUUCGGUAUGGGCAUUGAUAACCCCCAUGUUCGCUUUGUGGUCCACUGGACUCCUCCUCGCAGCUUCGAGGGUCUCGUUCAAGAAUCUGGCCGUGCAGGCCGAGACGGCCGCGCCGCCGCCUCUCUCAUCUACUAUAACACCCAAGAACGAGACCGGGUCCUCGACCGCCUGUACAAGGACGUCCAGAACGCCAAGAUCCGAGCUGGUAUUAAAGGCGACAACGGCAAUGAAAACCAGGACUCAUAUACAAAAGCCGUACAUAACUUGCAGAGCCACAGUGCCCGGCUGCAGAGCUUCAAACAGGUUAUCCGAUACUGCGAAACAGUGACCCAAUGCAGACAUGAGCUCAUCAAGGACUUCUUCGGGGACCAAGAGCUCGAGAUGAUGGGGUCUCAAGUCGCAGGCCGCAACGUCAAGACCGAGGGAGCGACUACGUCCCCUUGUGACUUUGCAUGUGACUUUUGCAAAUAUGGCACGGUUGAGCUGAGAAAACGAAAAGCGAGCAUGCCCCCUCGGAGCGACCCUUCAGCGUUCAUGGACCGCAGCCUUGUUCAGAGUAUCCAAAGAAUGUUUAGUGAUCUCCACUAG
Aspergillus fischeri NRRL 181 is the source of this 1206-nucleotide messenger RNA. Its product is annotated as putative RecQ family helicase RecQ. Gene Ontology annotation, molecular function: four-way junction helicase activity; 3'-5' DNA helicase activity. Lineage: Eukaryota; Fungi; Ascomycota; Eurotiomycetes; Eurotiales; Aspergillaceae. The record is from RefSeq and is a predicted model, not a curated record. Gene Ontology annotation, cellular component: chromosome; cytoplasm. Gene Ontology annotation, biological process: double-strand break repair via homologous recombination. The transcript has a single exon. Bases 1 to 1206 code for a protein of 401 amino acids.